Messenger RNA from Larimichthys crocea (large yellow croaker), 2023 nucleotides. It is a transcript of the gene fgf7, whose product is annotated as fibroblast growth factor 7. Bases 662 to 1270 code for a protein of 202 amino acids. Gene Ontology annotation, molecular function: growth factor activity. The record is from RefSeq and is a predicted model, not a curated record. Lineage: Eukaryota; Metazoa; Chordata; Actinopteri; Sciaenidae. The transcript is spliced from 4 exons.
GCAUCUUGCCCAGGGACAGCUGACUGGUUGGGAUCUAAUUGCUCUCAAGUGAGGUCAGCAGGAGGCAUUUAUCUAAGCAGAGUGCACAACGACAGUGGAAGAUGCACGGAGUCAGCCUGCCAGAAUCAGGGAGACAUCCAUGGGAAUUGACAGAAGCUCCCAGCUCUUGCUUAGCUUUGCUGCAUUACUGGGAUUGGUUUACAAUUGAGACUACAGCUUUAGAAGUAAAGAGUCUUCAAAUUAAAACUCAUGCUGAAAGGGAACACACUUCUGACUACUCCUGCCAUCACUCUGAGCACAUUGACGUCCUAAAGAACAAUUCCUGAACUGGAUUAUGACGUCCCUUGUCAGACUAUGGUCAAAAGAGGAUGGCACAGUCAUCACAAACCACCACUGAGGACUAAAAGAGAGACAUCAUCUUAUAUUAGUGUCACCUGUCUUCUUCUUCACACCACUCUCCAGCUUCAGGCAACACCAACCAUCCCCAACCGCCUUGUUUCAACGUCCCUCAAGGAAUCCCUGCUGCAGGAACCCGAAGGGACCCGAAGGUCACAACAAAAGGGUCACGAGUCAGGGGUCAGGGGGUCGCUGGGCUGAGGGAUAGCGCACAGAUCUCACAUUUCAGUAUGUUGUUCAUUGAUCCCCACUGCAUUGUAUUAUAAUGCGCAAAUGGAUGCUGACUUGGAACCUUCAAAAUCUGUUCUCGGGACUGUACCUGCAUGCAAUCUUCCUGUUCGGCAGCGUGUGUGUGGUCUACAGUGACUGCACUCCUGAGCAACUUGCCGCCAUCAUGAACUGCUCCAGACAUGAGCGCCACACCAGGAACUACGACUACAUGGAGGGAGGAGAUGUGCGUAUCCGACAGCUGUUCAGCCGCACGCAAUGGUUCCUAACAAUUGAUGAUAAUGGCAACAUCAAUGGGACUCAAGAUCCCACCAACUGCCACAGUAUCCUGGAGAUCAGGACAGUGUCUGAGGGCGGCAUACUCGCUAUCAAAGGAGUGAAGAGUCAGUAUUAUAUCUCUAUGAACAAGGCUGGACAGCUGCAAGGCAAGAGGAUCUACAAUGAAAACUGCAACUUCAAGGAGGUUUUCCUAGAAAACUACUUUAAUGCUUACUCCUCUGCAAAGUGGACUAAAAAUGGCAAAGAAAUGUUCAUAGCCCUGUCACAGAAGGGAAGACCAAUGCGAGGAAAGAAGACCAGGAGGGAGCAUAUAGCAUCUCACUUCAUACCCAUGAAGUGCAGGGAGGAGGAGAGGAGGGUGGACUGAAGAGGACUAAUGAGUUGCAAAUUGUGUGUGAUUUCAAUCACAUAUUAUUAAUGUUAACGGACACAUAUAGACUCAUUACCACCAUCACACUCCACUCUCCUCCAUUUGUAGAUUUGUUUUGUUAUGUUACAUAAUAUGUUGUAAUUUCCAUAAGAUAAAGGAACAGAUAUCUGAUGGGCACAUUAAACUAUCCCACAACAUCCUCAAAUAAGAUGUUUAGACAAGAAAAUAAUGAAAUAUUUGAAAUAGCUUUGACUGGUAUACAAACUGUAAAACCACUAAAGUCUACUCAAUGUUAUUGUUAUUUUGAGUUCAAUAUUAUAUUUCCUUAUAAAACAGUUAAGUGUUUUCUUAUAAAACAGUAAAAUGUAUUACGCACAGUCGGGACUGUAUCCUUUUCCAAAGAGGAUCUAGACCCAGCCAGAUGAAGAGACCUGUAUGAUCAACAGACAUAGGUCCACAAUAGAGAUUUGGCUUGACCAAGAUGUGCUGAAGCAAGCUGGACUUGUCUUUUUUUUUAAUGGUACAAGUGCUCAGAGCACACGAAAAAGAGACACAAUGAAUUACAAAAGCAUGUUCAGUAAAGACGAUCUGAAUGAUCUGUUUUGAUAUGUCUGUCCUUCCUGCCUUGAAAACUCUGGUCAAAUGCAUUGUAGCUGUUCACUGACUCCCUCUUCAUUAUCAAGGUGUGAUUUUGAAAUGUUAAAGUAUGCUGCUGCUGCAAAGAUAUCCAGAUUAAAAUACAAAGUGAAC